AUGCAUGCUCAUUAUGAAAUGGUUUCGUGCGUUCGAUCUACGAUCCAAAUCGCAUACAAUACUGACAACCAACGACAGGUUGGAAACAGUUGCAGUGAGACCUGCUUGCAGAGACAACAUGUUCCAUUCAUUGUGCGUCACGGUUCAUACCGACAAUCUGUUUGCCCUUUUGUUCCUAACACUGGCGAUCGGCGAACUACACACCGCACCGGUUCAUGUAAUGUACGAACGAUUUCAGCAGAACAAUGGAACCGAUCUGAUCGAUGCGGCAAACCUACGCAUACGAAAGUACAACCGCACGCUGACCGUGUUCGACGGAACGUUCGAGCUGUACCGUGAUAUGGAUGACGACUACGCUGUGAGUAGUAUUUCUAGCUGAAUAUACCUUAGGCUUUGAAUGCAGGUUUUUAACAACUGGAACUAUUUAUUGGCACUUUC
Molecule: messenger RNA, 438 nt
Organism: Anopheles coluzzii
Lineage: Eukaryota; Metazoa; Arthropoda; Insecta; Diptera; Culicidae
Exons: 1
Coding region: 5-379 (124 amino acids)
Source: RefSeq, a predicted model, not a curated record